CUAAAUUUGACCUCUGCGACAAAUCCAGUCCCAGAAACGCUGUUCCAGCCCGUCGUUGUUCGUCGUUGUUAUUGUUGGAAGCGAGCCGCCACUGCGUUGCGCUUGUCCUCGAAAAGGUUGACUCCGACGCGAAUAGCAUCGUCGAAUCGACCCUCCGCCUCCCUCCCCACGUUCGCGGGCCAGACGAGGCGAUUAGAAAUCGGCGAUAGCUGCAUCUGCCAUCUCGGGCGGAGCCGUUCUCUUCCUCCUUCCAUCGCCCCUCUCUCUUUCAACCAGAUCACUUUGAUACUCGCCCCUCUCCACUCUUAAUCAUGUCUGUGCCGGCCUUGCAGCGAGACACGGCCUUCCAGGUUCGGUCUCUGUUCCGUUCCUUGCUCCGCCAAUCUCACCAGUUCUCGAACUACAACUUCCGCGAGUACGCGCGUCGGCGCACGCUGGAUGCCUUCCGCGAGCACCAGAAGGAGUCGGAGGACCGGCGGAUACAGGAGUUGAUGCAGGAAGGACUACAGAAUUUGCGGUUGCUGAAGAGGCAAACCGUCAUCAGUCAGUUCUACCAGAUGGAUAGACUGGUCGUGGAGGGCCAGAAGACUGUAAGCACCUAGCACCGCAUGCACUCUCGAAUCGAGUUGAUCUGUCGUGGCCAUGGUGCUGAUACCGGACAGGGAGCGCAAACUGGCUCCGAAGGGAACAUUGUUCGCCAGAAGGAUACUGGCUGGGACUAAGGGAUUUUAUGUUGGAUAUCUGUUUUUCGAAGCGCGAGUCCGGAGUUGAGGACAAUUAAAGCACCAUAGGGCGUUGAUAU
This is a messenger RNA of Aspergillus heteromorphus CBS 117.55, 802 nucleotides long. Its product is annotated as LYR motif-containing protein. Bases 312 to 602 code for a protein of 96 amino acids. The transcript is spliced from 5 exons. NCBI's taxonomy places the organism in Eukaryota, Fungi, Ascomycota, Eurotiomycetes, Eurotiales, Aspergillaceae. Gene Ontology annotation, biological process: iron-sulfur cluster assembly. Gene Ontology annotation, cellular component: mitochondrion; L-cysteine desulfurase complex. The record is from RefSeq and is a predicted model, not a curated record.